AUGUGUGGUGAGUGGAAUGGGUUGCAAGCACUAUUUUUGGAAAAGUGUCCAUAUGCAUACUAUGUACAUUGUUUUGCUCAUCGCUUACAACUAGCUUUAAAUGUUGCAGCUAAAGAUGUGGGUGUUGUCUAUUUAUUCUUUCAAAUGCUAACUAGUAUCAUUAAUAUUGUUGACUUAUCUACUAAGCGUGUUUCUGAGUUCAAAUCUAUUCAAGAAGUUGAAGCUAUGGAACAAAUUGCUGCUGGGGAACUUGAAACUGGAAAGGGAGCUAAUCAGACAUGCAAUUUGCAAAGAGCUGGAGCUACAAGGUGGAGUUCAAGGUAUUAUUCUAUCAAGAACUUGAUGAAAUUGUAUAACUCAACUAGUUCAGUUUUGAAAAACAUGAUAGAUAAUGGACUCAAUGGAAAAAUACAUGGAGAGGCUUUAGGUGCUUCUAAAGCUCUAAGAUCAUUUGACUUUGCGUUUUGCUUAUUGUUGUUGGACAAAACUAUGAAAAUCACAAAUGCUCUUUGUAAAUCACUGCAAGAACAGUCUCAAGAGAUCAUAAAUGCUAUGAAUCUAGUUUCUAGUAUGAAGGGUCAUCUUAAAAAGUUGAGAGAAGAUGGUUGGGUAGAUUUCUUUGCUAGUGUUGUAUCAUUUUGUGACGCUCAUACAAUUGAUGCUCCAGAUUUUAGUGCUCGCCAUAUGGAAGGUACGGGUCGUCUUUCUCAACAACAAAAUUGUGUCACUAUUGAGCAUUAUUAUCGUGUUGAAAUAUUCAAUGCUAUAAUUGAUCUUCAAUUGAUGGAACUAAACAGUAGAUUCAAUGAGCAAACAAGAGAACUCUUGAUUCUUAGUUCUGCAUUGGAUCCUCGAUUUGAUUUUCAAUCAUUUGACAUUGACAAAAUAUGUUGUUUGGCUGAGAAAUUUUAUCCUCAUGAUGUGCCUGAUUUGAAUGAUCUAAGAGACCAGUUGGAGCAUUUUGAGUAUCAAUUCUCUGAACUUUCAGAAUUUCAAGAUUUAUGCACCAUUUCUGAGUUAUGUCAAGAAUUUGUUAACACAAGGACACCAUUCUUGUUGAUUGAGAGACUAGUCCGUCUAGUGAUGACUCUUCCUGUUUCUACGGCUACAACAGAGAGAGCAUUUUCAGCCAUGAAGCUCAUUAAGAACCGACUUAGAAGCAAGAUGAGUGAUGAUUUUCUUGCAGAUUUAAUGACAGUGCAUAUUGAGAGAGAAAUUGUUGAUGCUAUUUAUUCAAAUUCGGUUAUAGAUGAGUUUUAUGCUUCAGGUACGGGUCGUCUUUCUCAACAACAAAAUUGUGUCACUAUUGAGCAUUAUUAUCGUGUUGAAAUAUUCAAUGCUAUAAUUGAUCUUCAAUUGAUGGAACUAAACAGUAGAUUCAAUGAGCAAACAAGAGAACUCUUGGUUCUUAGUUCUGCAUUGGAUCCUCGAUUUGAUUUUCAAUCAUUUGACAUUGACAAAAUAUGUUGUUUGGCUGAGAAAUUUUAUCCUCAUGAUGUGCCUGAUUUGAAUGAUCUAAGAGACCAGUUGGAGCAUUUUGAGUAUCAAUUACUAAAAAUGGCGUCACUUUUAGGGAUUUUAGUUCAAAAUGGGGGUUUCGGACUUAGAUCUCUUGUGAUUUGUUACUAA
Molecule: messenger RNA, 1629 nt
Organism: Rosa chinensis
Lineage: Eukaryota; Viridiplantae; Streptophyta; Magnoliopsida; Rosales; Rosaceae
Product: zinc finger protein 862-like
Exons: 2
Coding region: 1-1629 (542 amino acids)
Molecular function (GO): protein dimerization activity
Source: RefSeq, a predicted model, not a curated record